AUGGCGGCCGGUAUCCAGGGAAAGUGGCACGUCGCCAAUGGCUUGGUGGGAUCGCCAUCCCAAGGAACAAAUGGUCACCGCCAGCGCAAGCGCAAGCGCUCUCCUGCUGGAACACUGAAGGCUCAGGCUCAGCAAAGCCCUUUUUCACUUUCGGGAACUCUAGCGCAAGACGAGUUGCUCGACUACUACACAGUUGAACCCCGCCAACAAUGGGACAAAAUGAGUCGAUAUAAUAGCUUCAUUCUCAAGGACAAGAAAUUCGAGCGGGGAGACUUCGCUCUGGUGGCCAACGAAACGACUCUCAAGAGAGCGAAUAAUGCACGAGACUCGAAACAGACCACCGACGAAUCGAGUCACUUCUGGAUCGCCUACAUCCUAGAAAUUAGAGCUGCUGAUGAGAAUAGGGUGUUUGCUCGGGUUUACUGGAUGUACUGGCCAGAUGAACUACCGCCAGGUACGUUCAACGGCGAGAAAUCCAUCCGAGGACGCCAGCCAUACCAUGGUCGCAAUGAGCUUAUAGCAUCCAACCACAUGGAUGUCAUCGAUGUACUGUGCGUCGAGGGGCCUGCAUCCGUGAAGAAAUGGAUGGAAUCCUCAGAUGACGAGCUCAAUUCAGAUUUCUUUUGGCGACAGAGAUUUGACUGUCAUCAGAAACGACUCACGUCUGUCGAACAAAUUUGUAGAUGCGAGCUCCCUGCUAACCCACACCGACGCACAAUCGGCUGCUCAACAUGCGGCAUGUGGUUUCAUGAAUGGUGCCUCAUAUGGGACACUCUUGAACGGCUUCGAAAUAGACUACAGGACGGUGAGGGCACCCUCCCUGGGAAAUGGACGCGAGCCGACGGAAGUAAUUGCCCGGGCGAUCUCAGUUGCUCCGAUGCGGAGACGGAUGGCCAGGAGACACUUGCCAUGAUGUCAAAGGGUAUGGAUAUCUUAGAAGCCAUCGUAUCCCGAUCAUUGGCACAGUUGCUAGAGCACGGGCGUGAGGACGAGCAGACCGAGACGGUAGCGCGGGAACCUAAUCCUUACAGGACGCUACCGAGUCCGUUCGAGGCGAUACUGAAGUUGGAUGAGGGAACGAUCGUGGUGGAGAUUAAAAACUCGAGGAAGGAAGGACCUCGGUCUACAUUCUUGGCUGAGGUUCACUGCUCAGGUUGCGGCGGCCCCAUGAGAUGA
This is a messenger RNA of Ilyonectria robusta, 1176 nucleotides long. RefSeq lists its product as uncharacterized. Bases 1 to 1176 code for a protein of 391 amino acids. NCBI's taxonomy places the organism in Eukaryota, Fungi, Ascomycota, Sordariomycetes, Hypocreales, Nectriaceae. The transcript has 4 exons. The record is from RefSeq and is a predicted model, not a curated record. Gene Ontology annotation, molecular function: chromatin binding.